CUCAGACGCGCCGUCCUGGCCGAACGGCAGCACCUGGGGCGCGCUCUGGACCUCUGGAGUCCGCCGUCUGGCGCUGCGCCACGUGCUUUGGUCGAUGCUGAUGUCAAGUGGGUGUGGGCUCCUCGGAAAGGCCCCGGCGAGGACGAGGAGGGCAAGCGAUGCGCCGCGGGCGAGCUGAGGCCCCGGCGCGCUCCGUAGCCCAGCGCCGCUGACCGGUGGCCCGCCCGGGCUCGCGAAGCAGUCGCAUGGAGCCGCGGAGCUGCCCUCCCUGGGACGCGUGCCCCGCCACGCUGGGGGUCUGGCAGGGGCGGCCAAGGGGGGCCUGCAGCCAUAACCAGCAGACCACAGCAUUCAGACAUCCUGUGACAGGGCAGUUUUCUCCAGAAAAUAGUGAAUUCAUUCUUCAAGAAGAGCCGAAUCCACAUAUGUCGAAGCAAGACAGAAACCAAAGACCGUCCAGCAUGGUCAGUGAAACAUCCACAGCUGGGACCGCCUCCACCCUGGAGGCCAAGCCUGGACCCAGGAUCAUAAAGUCCAGCAAUAAAGUCCACAGCUUUGGGAAGAGAGACCAGGCCAUUCGGAGGAACCCCAAUGUUCCUGUGGUGGUGAGGGGCUGGCUGCACAAGCAGGACAGUUCUGGGAUGAGGCUGUGGAAAAGGAGGUGGUUUGUGCUUGCUGAUUACUGCUUAUUUUACUAUAAAGACAGCCGAGAAGAAGCGGUCCUCGGGAGCAUCCCCUUGCCCAGCUACGUGAUCUCUCCUGUGGCCCCUGAGGAUCGCAUAAGCCGCAAAUACUCCUUUAAGGCUGUGCACACAGGGAUGCGAGCACUCAUCUAUAACAGCUCCACGGCAGGCUCUCAGGGCGAGCAGUCGGGCAUGAGGACCUACUACUUCAGUGCCGACACCCAGGAGGACAUGAACGCUUGGGUCAGGGCCAUGAACCAGGCUGCACAGGUGCUGUCUCGAUCGUCACUGAAGAGGGACAUGGAGAAGGUGGAGCGGCAGGCUGUCCCCCAGGCCAACCACACAGAGUCCUGUCACGAAUGUGGCCGGGUGGGACCCGGACAUACGAGAGAUUGUCCUCAUCAUGGCCAUGAUGACAUUGUCAACUUCGAGAGGCAGGAGCAGGAGGGAGAGCAGUACCGUUCCCAGAGGGACCCGCUGGAGGGCAAGCGGGACCGGAGCAAGGCCAGGUCUCCGUACUCACCAGCCGAAGAGGAUGUCUUGUUUAUGGAUUUACCCAGUGGCCCAAGAGGCCAGCAGGCACAACCCCAACGGGCAGAGAAGAAUGGAAUGCUGCCUGCCUCAUAUGGCCCAGGAGAACAAAACGGGACUGGCGGGUACCAGCGGGCCUUUCCUCCCAGGACCAACCCUGAAAAACACAGCCAAAGGAAGAGCAAUCUGGCCCAGGUGGAGCACUGGGCAAGGGCCCAGAAGGGAGACAGCAGGAGUCUUCCCUUGGACCAGACGCUUCCUCGCCAGGGUCCUGGCCAAUCCCUGUCCUUCCCAGAAAACUACCAGACUCUUCCCAAGAGCACCCGACACCCCUCGGGGGGCUCCUCGCCACCUCCCCGAAACCUGCCAAGUGACUACAAGUAUGCGCAGGACCGAGCCAGCCACCUGAAGAUGUCGAGUGAAGAGCGCCGGGCGCACCGGGAUGGCACCGUGUGGCAGCUCUACGAGUGGCAGCAGCGCCAGCAGUUCCGGCACGGCAGCCCCACGGCGCCUAUCUGCCUUGGCUCCCCAGAGUUCACCGACCAGGGCCGGAGCAGGAGCAUGCUAGAGGUGCCCCGCUCCAUCUCUGUGCCUCCAUCUCCCUCAGACAUCCCUCCCCCGGGACCCCCAAGGGUCUUCCCACCCCGGCGCCCACACACACCAGCAGAGCGAGUCACAGUGAAGCCACCGGACCAGAGGAGGAGUGUGGACAUCUCGCUGGGGGAUUCUCCAAGGAAGGCACGGGGCCACGCUGUCAAGAACUCAUCUCAUGUGGACCGACGCUCCAUGCCCUCCAUGGGUUACAUGACCCACACCGUCAGCGCUCCCAGUUUACAUGGAAAAUCGGCUGAUGAUACCUACCUCCAGCUGAAGAAAGACCUGGAAUACCUGGAUCUAAAGAUGACAGGCCGGGACCCUCUCAAGGAUCGAAGUCUGAAGCCUGUGAAGAUCGCUGAGAGCGACACUGACGUCAAACUGAGCAUCUUCUGUGAACAAGACAGAGUCCUCCAGGACUUGGAAGACAAGAUACGAGCCCUUAAAGAGAACAAAGACCAGCUAGAAUCUGUGCUGGAGGUGUUGCACAGACAGAUGGAGCAGUACCGAGACCAGCCCCAGCACUUGGAGAAGAUUGCCUACCAGCAGAAGUUGCUGCAGGAGGACCUCGUCCAUAUCCGAGCUGAGCUCUCCAGAGAGUCCACUGAGAUGGAAAAUGCUUGGAACGAAUACCUGAAGUUGGAGAAUGAUGUGGAGCAGCUGAAGCAGACCCUGCAAGAGCAACACAGAAGAGCCUUUUUUUUCCAGGAGAAAUCGCAGAUACAGAAAGAUCUAUGGAGAAUUGAAGAUGUCACUGCAGGCCUGAGUGCAAAUAAAGAGAACUUCAGAAUUCUAGUGGAGUCAGUCAAAAAUCCGGAGAGAAAAACGGUGCCUUUGUUUCCUCACCCGCCUGUGCCUUCACUCUCAACUUCUGAGAGCAAGCCGCCCCCACAGCCCAGUCCUCCCACCAGCCCUGUGCGGACCCCUCUGGAGGUUCGACUCUUCCCCCAGCUGCAAACCUACGUGCCGUACCGACCUCACCCACCCCAGCUGAGAAAAGUGACAUCCCCCCUUCAGUCACCGACUAAGGCAAAGCCCAAAGUUCAGGAAGAUGAAGCACCUCCCAGGCCCCCACUCCCCGAACUCUACAGCCCAGAGGACCAGCCCCCAGCUGUGCCGCCUCUGCCAAGAGAGGCCACCAUCAUCCGGCACACAUCUGUGCGGGGCCUCAAGCGGCAGUCAGACGAGAGGAAGCGAGACCGGGAGCUGGGGCAGUGUGUGAACGGGGAUUCCAGGGUGGAGCUGCGGUCGUAUGUCAGUGAGCCUGAGCUGGCGACCCUCAGCGGGGACAUAGCCCAGCCCUCCCUGGGACUUGUGGGCCCUGAGAGCAGGUACCAGACGCUGCCAGGCAGAGGACUCUCAGGGUCCACGUCAAGGCUCCAGCAGUCGUCCACCAUUGCUCCCUACGUCACACUCCGGAGAGGUCUCAAUGCCGAAAGCAGCAAGGUGACCUUCCCUAGACCCAAGAGUGCCUUGGAGCGCCUGUACUCAGGGGAUCACCAGCGGGGCAAGAUGAGUGCGGAGGAGCAGCUGGAGCGCAUGAAGCGACACCAGAAGGCCCUGGUCCGAGAGCGCAAGAGGACACUGGGCCAAGGGGAGAGGACGGGCCUGCCCUCAUCUCGCUACCUCAGCCGGCUGCUCCCUGGAGAUCUUGGCUCAUGGAAGCGUGAGCAGGACUUUGACCUGCAGUUGCUGGAACGGGUCGUGCAAGGGGAAAAAAAGGACAAGGAGGAGAAUGGCUGGUUGAAAGUGCAGGCCAUGCCUGUCACUGAGUUGGACCUGGAGCCUCAAGACUAUGACUUGGACAUCAGCAGAGAGCUGUCCAAACCAGAGAAGGUGUCAAUCCCUGAGCGCUACGUGGAGCUAGAUCCCGAAGAGCCGCCCAGCCUUGAGGAGCUGCAGGCGCGGUACCGCAAAGCCGAGAAGAUCCGCAACAUCCUCACCCGGUCAAGCAUGUGCAACCUACAGCCGACCUCAGGCCAGGACCGCAACAGUGUGGCUGACCUGGACUUGCAGCUGCAGGAGCAGGAGCGCAUCAUCAACAUCUCCUAUGCCCUGGCCUCCGAGGCCUCCCAGCGUAGCAAGCAGGUGGCAGCACAGCAGCUGGCCCUCCUCCCGCCUAAAGGCCCCCUGUCUUCCAGGACGGUGCCACCUUACCCCCCUUUUACCAACGGACUCCACUACACCUUUGUCUAACACCUUCCAACCCAGGCAGUGACUGACCCGUGACCCAGCAUGCAAAGGAGAAGCCUGGAGCCAGGGGCCCAGUGGAACCAGCUUCCUUCAAGGAGAUGACCUUUCUGCCCCCAAGGAAACCCCUUCCAGCUGAGCAGGGAAUCCGGCUGGAGAAAGGAGCAGCUUACCGACUGCGGGUGUUCACCACAGGCCAGGCCCUAAUACGCAUCCACUAGUUUAGCUCAGACUCCUCUCUACAUAUGAAUGGCAAAGGCACUUUUGAUACACACUUUAAAAUACACUGUAUUUUAGAAUUGGGAUCUAUUUUCUAAUGUUCACCUCAAGGGCUGAGUGGCAGGAAGGUUGAGGAUACAGGACCUUGCAGCUCUGCACGUACAGAUUCAGGUACUUUUGGGUAACAGGUGUUGGGGGGGGUGGGAAGGGCGGGGCAAGCCGAGGCUAGUCCACCUUCCAAUGACCUCAGGAGAAAGUGCGAUUUGAAGAGGUGUUCCCAGUAGACUCCAGCAAGAGGCUGGUUGGCGUGCUGUCUGGGAGAAGAGGGGCCCUUGGCUGCAGAGAUCAGCUGUCCCUGACCUGAUGAUGACCAGCUCUGUGUGAAACUCCACCAGGAUCGCACGGGGGGCCCAAGUCUGUGCCCUUGCCCCUUGGGUUUGGCUUAGGGGCAACAGUGUGUUCAAGAGGACUGGGGCCCACAACCUGCCCCCAGGCUUCCCUCAGCAAAGGGCUCUUGUCAGAAAGAAAAAAGCAGUUUGCUUUCUUUUUUUUUUUUUUUUUUUUUUGAGACGGAGUUUCACUCUUGUUGCCCAGGCUGGAGUGCAAUGGCGUGAUCUCGGUUCACUGCAACCUCUGCCUCCUGGGUGCCUCAGCCUCCCAAGUAGCUGGGAUUACAGGCAUGCGCCACCACGCCUGGCUAAUUUUGUAUUUUUAGUAGAGAUGGGGUUUCUCCAUGUUGAUCAGGCUGGUCUCGAACUCCUGACCUCAGGUGAUCCAUCCGCCUCGGCAUCCCAAAGUGUUGGGAUUACAGGUGUGAGCCACCAUGCCCAGCCUGCUUUCAUUUUUAACAGUACACAUUGAAGUACAGAAAAGUUGGGAGGAAGCAGCUUUCAUUGUAUCAUAGCAAUAAACUCCACAUUGGGUGACAUCUACCUAGAAAUCCCUUCCCUCCAACCAGGCCAUUAUGGGAACCUUUGCUGCCUGCCCUUGGAGAACCCCGGAUUGGCUUCCCUGGGACUCAGGUCUGGUGGCAGGAGGGCAGCAGUGUGCCCCCACCAUCCCUCAUGGCCUGCCGCCAGCAGGGCCAUAAUGGCAGGACUUUGAUUUGAUUUCCAGCCCCACAUGAGGAGGGGGGCUACCAAGCCAGGUGCAGUGUUUUUGGCCCUUUAUUUAAGUUGUGUUCUUAUGUUAUUCUGCAUAUAAACAAUGACGUUUAAAUGGAAAAAACAACAACAACAAAAACCUCCAUUGGGUGGAGCCACACUUUAAAUGAAAAUUUCUCUUUGACUAUGCUCAGAAAAAAAAUAGAAUUUUGAAUAUAUUUAGCAGUUGUCGUCUAUUUUUAACUAACUCCAUAUGCUGCCAGUAUCGACUUCAUGACAUUUGCCAAAAAAAAAAAUUAUUUUUGCCUUUAUAAGAUUUUCUUGGAAAAAAUGAAAUGAAUAUUUUGCAAGAAAAAGUUAAUUUAAAAAUGUAAUGGUUUGCAAAAAAAAUGUGAUGUACAGAUUAAAAUAUUAACCUGA
Molecule: messenger RNA, 5740 nt
Organism: Symphalangus syndactylus (siamang)
Lineage: Eukaryota; Metazoa; Chordata; Mammalia; Primates; Hylobatidae
Gene: PLEKHA7
Product: pleckstrin homology domain containing A7
Biological process (GO): cell-cell adhesion mediated by cadherin; pore complex assembly; zonula adherens maintenance
Cellular component (GO): zonula adherens; pore complex
Molecular function (GO): protein binding
Source: RefSeq, a predicted model, not a curated record